AUGGGCUUGAUUGGGAGGUCAGGGUCGGGCAAGACGACGCUCCUCGAUGUGUUGGCCAACCGCGGCCUGCGAGGCGGUGCCCGCGCGAGCGGGACACUCCUCAUCAAGGGCAACGUCGCCGCCUCGGUCGACCCUGCCAGGAUCAGCGAGGCUGUGCGGUACUGCCAGCAGGUCGAGCUGCUCCCCGAGAACCUCACGGUGAUGGAGUUCCUCGCAUUCCACGUGGCCAUACGUUCGCUCAACUUCGACCCAGCCGCAGCGAGGCUCCAAGCCAGAGCGCACGCCCCAAAUUUCGGCCUCGGGAACCUUGUGGACAAGCCCAUCUCGAUGCUCAGUGGCGGGCAGAAGAAGAGGGUCGCAGUGGCCAUGGAGAUGAUCAAGCCCUCGCUGCUGUGCAUCUUCGACGAGCCCUUCAGCGGCCUCGACAGCAACACCACGUUCCAGCUCUUCAGGAACGUCAAGGCCUCGCUGCGCAGAAACGGCUCUGCCAGCAUCAUGACGCUCCACACCGUCACGCCGCAGGUGUUCGACGAGCUCGACCUGGUCAUGAUGCUGCAUGGCGGGCGCCAGGUGUUCUUCGGCUCGCCCGAGCAGGCGGCCGGCUACUGCGCCUCGGAGCUCGGGAGGCCCAUCCCGCCCGGCUGGACGGCCAGCGACCAUUUCCUCAAGGCGGUGUACGACCUCGAGGAGGCAAAGCCUGGGCACGCCGCCGAGUGCUCCGCGACCUGGAAGGAUCGACUCGAUCGCACUGCGGCGGCGUCCGCGGACGCGGAGGCGCUGCCCUGCCAGAAGGUCUCGGCCAGGAGGCAGUUCCAGCUCCUGCUGCGCCGGGAGCUGAUGCAGGAGCUGCCCGUGGUGCUCAGCCUUCACCAGCUGGCGCAGUACGCCGCGAUCUCUCUCAUCGUCGGGUGGCUGUACUUCGGAGUCGCGAGCGGGACGAAGCAGAGGGAUCUGCGUGAGUCGGUCUCCCUGUGCUUCUACACCACGACGCUGUGGACCUUCACGCCGCUCUAUGGCGCCAUCAUGCGGACGCGCUUGCGGCUCCAUCGGGUCGAUGCCGAGCUGAAGAAAGGGAUCUUGACGGUGGGGCCCUUCGCCGCCGCGACAUCUGUUGUGGACGUGGUCCUCCACAGCAUCUGGCCGACGCUCUACGGCGUGGUAGUCUUUGCCAUGACGGACUCUGGCCAAGACCCGGUAUCUUUCUUCAAUAUGGUCGUGCUUGUGGUGCUUUGCGCUGUCACCUACCAGAGCCUCGGCGUGCUGAUCUCAGUCCUAUUGCCCGACGUCGAUGCUGCGAUGGCCCUCGCCACUGCGUUUGCCCAGACGACUCUGGUCGCGGGCGGCUUCUACCGCACGAUGCCUCAUUCUAUCGCGUGGUAUGGGUCCGUCAGCGUGACCACCUAUGCGUUCCGGGGCCUCCUUCGAGCCAGCCUGUCAUGGAUGAACACGUACGAGUGCCACCCGAACGUCAUGGGAGAUACAAGGGCGGGCCAGUCGUCGUGCUUCAUUGAGAUGUCCGGCAUCAUCGACGACCUGCGCUUGCGGGGAAUCGAGGUGGCCACAUCUCCAGUGGACGCUACGCCCCUGCUGGAACAGACCGUGCUCGUUCUGUUCCUGGUAUUCAGCCGCAUUCUCGCUUACUUUGUCUUGCGCUGGCGGCUCCGGCGCUCCUACACGAACUGGUCGUGA
Prorocentrum cordatum is the source of this 1689-nucleotide messenger RNA. Lineage: Eukaryota; Dinophyceae; Prorocentrales; Prorocentraceae. The record is from the annotation of a GenBank genome assembly.